This is a messenger RNA of Microthlaspi erraticum, 1536 nucleotides long. Lineage: Eukaryota; Viridiplantae; Streptophyta; Magnoliopsida; Brassicales; Brassicaceae. The record is from the annotation of a GenBank genome assembly.
AUGCAUAAGAGGACUCAACUAUAUAUGAUCACCACAGAGGAUGAUUGCUCCGAUGAAGAACCUCUUGACACACAAGUUACUGAAGAGGAGACAGGGGAAGUUGCUCAAAUAUCUGUGAAUGAUGUAGCUGGUAUCUCCGAUUACAAGACAAUAUGUGUCAAAGGAAUGCAUGGGAAACGAGCUUUGUUUGUUCUCAUUGAUUCCGGCUCAACUCACAACUUCAUUAGUCCUCAAGCAGCCGCUCAGUUAGGUUGUGUGAUUCAGACCUCUGGUCUUUCUCGAGUCUCCGUAGCUGAUGGUCGUCGACUUCCGGUUACUGGUAAAAUUGAUAAGUUUCAGUGGUAUUUUCAGCACACCUUGUUUCAAGCAGAUUUCAUGGUGAUCCCACUCGGAGGCUGUAAUAUCGUGUUAGGCGUCCAAUGGUUAGCCACGUUGGGCCCUAUAACGUGGGAUUUCCAGAAGCUGGAGAUGGGAUUUAAAUAUGGUCACGCCAAGGUUUUACUUCACGGUAUCAAGGAAGGCUCAGUUCGUCAAAUAAAGGCAGCCAAGCUCAAUAAACUUCGUGAAACAGAUGUCCAAUUAGCAAUGAUCUACGUCCAAGAUUAUUGUCCUGGUGACGAGGUUUCUUUAUAUUCAUUAGACGCCUCCUCCACUGUAGAGCCUCUUUGUUCUGACAUACAUCAUCUUUUUGAUGAAUUCCAUGAUAUCUUCCUGGAACCAACAACCUUGCCACCUUUUCGCCAUGACCAUAACCACAAGAUUCCCCUGCUCGAAGGUUCCAACCCUAUCAACCAAAGACCUUAUCGCUACGCCAUUCAUCAGAAGAAUGAGAUCGAUAAAAUAGUGCAAGAGAUGUUAACCGCUGGUACAAUUCAAGCAAGCUCUAGCUCUUACGCUUCACCGGUGGUUUUGGUCAAGAAGAAAGACGGUUCUUGGCGUCUUUGUGUCGACUAUCGUGGUCUCAACAACAUGACUGUUAAAGACCGGUUCCCUAUUCCGUUAAUCGAAGACCUUAUGGAUGAAUUGGGUGGAUCUGUCAUUUACUCCAAGAUCGAUUUAAGAGCAGGCUAUCACCAAGUGCGAAUGGACCCCGGCGAUAUUCAUAAAACAGCUUUCAAAACUCAUGCUGGCCAUUAUGAAUAUCUCGUUAUGCCCUUUGGGCUUACUAAUGCCCCUGCAACGUUUCAAGGCUUGAUGAACUUUGUUUUUCAGAGUUUCUUACGCAAUUUUGUCCUCAUAUUUUUUGAUGACAUCUUAGUCUAUAGUUCUUCGCUGGAGUCUCACGUGCGCCACCUUUGCCGUGUGUUUGAAUUGAUGAGAACUAACAACUUAUUUGCUAAGCAGAGCAAAUGUAUCUUUGCUACAAAAUGGGUCGAGUACUUAGGUCACUACAUUGAAGCAAAAGGUAUCUCCACUGACCCUAGCAAGGUCAAGGCGGUUAAUGAAUGGCCCGUUCCCAAGGAUCUUAACAACUCCGUGGAUUCCUGGGGUUGGAUGGUUAUUAUCGUCGUUUUGUUCGGAGCUUUGGAACCAUAG